AUGAUCAGGUGGGGCUACCAUCUGCGUGCCAUUGACGAAGAGCACAAUUUAAUCUUUGACCACGGUAUCGAGUCUGGGUUUGACUUGGUGGUCGGUGCUGAUGGUGCCUGGAGCAAAGUUCGCAAAGUGGUGUCCGAUCAAAAGCCACUAUACUCUGGAAGUGGGGAUACGGCGCCAAGAUGUUACGAACAUACCAACCGAGGAUCUUUGUUCUCUUUGUCCGAUCAUCGCGCUAUUUUCAGUCAACAAAUCGGUGAUGGUAGCUUAUAUACCUCCUGUUGGAGCCAACGACCUGAGGACUGGAUGGAGACUGGCUCAUGUGAAAUCCACAGCCCUAGUGCUAUUAAAAAGGCCACCAAGGAAGAAUUUCAUGACUGGCAUCCAGAGCUACUGGAUUUAGUGGAAAAUGGCGAAGAUGGUCUGGCUCGCUCACUGUACAUGCUACCUGUGGGUUGGCGUUGGGAACAUCACCCUGGUGUUACAUUGAUCGGCGACGCUGCUCAUGUUAUGACACCCUUUGCCGGUGAGGGGGUAAAUUUGGGCAUGCAAGAAGCGUUGAUACUGUCACAGGCUAUUCUCAGGGCAACUGUUUCAUUCUCGCCUGCUCAAAAACUUCCAGCUGAAAUCAAGUACUUCGAGGAGGAUCUAUCUGUGAGGGCAGAGAGGACAGCUGCCCACACGAAGGCGAUGCUGGACUUGAUGAUGUUCACUGAUGGGGUACCACGAAGUACGAUCGACAAGUUCUGUUUGCGUAUGAUGAGCUUCCAUGAUAAGACCCUUCUGGAACAUUUGCGGUAUCCAUUCCUCGCUACUUUUGUCAAGAGCUAUUUUUUCUUGUGCAAAUAA
Penicillium odoratum is the source of this 846-nucleotide messenger RNA. Its product is annotated as FAD-dependent oxidoreductase. Lineage: Eukaryota; Fungi; Ascomycota; Eurotiomycetes; Eurotiales; Aspergillaceae. Bases 1 to 846 code for a protein of 281 amino acids. Gene Ontology annotation, molecular function: FAD binding. The transcript has 2 exons. The record is from RefSeq and is a predicted model, not a curated record.